Schistosoma curassoni is the source of this 2356-nucleotide messenger RNA. The record is from the annotation of a GenBank genome assembly. NCBI's taxonomy places the organism in Eukaryota, Metazoa, Platyhelminthes, Trematoda, Strigeidida, Schistosomatidae.
UUCACUCAGGAAUGUGGCUGCCAAUCGCCUUCUGUAGACCGUAAAGCUAGUUUGGAAUGUCUUCGAAAGUUGGAUCCAUUAACACUUGUUAAUCAACUGGAUAGCAUAAAUGUGGCUAUUGGUAAACGUCGUUAUGAUACUGUUCAAAAAUAUCUACGACCCAAAAAUCAUCAACAUGAACCGUUCCUAUUAAGCCAGUCUACAAGUACUCGAUUGUAUUUCGAUGUUCCAUUGCAACCAGUUAUUGAUGGUCAUCUUAUGCCGAAACAUCCUGAUCAAAUUUUUCAUGACAAAAAUACAUUAAAAGAUAAACCAGAAUUAUUGAUUGGUGUUAACACCAACGAGGCAAUGUUUUUCCUCCUCCCAGGCAUUUCAAUAAAAGAUACGCAAUUCCUAUUCCCAAAUGGUUCAGUUAUUAUGCCUGACACUAUAGGAUUGGCUGGUAAGAAACAACCAUUUAAACAGGGAGAAGAAAUAGCCGAUUUCUAUUGGAUCACAGCCACACAGAUAAUAGAAGAAUCUCAUAUGAGACCUGGUCUAGCAAAAUUACCAUCAUAUUAUUAUAAUUUACCACUCAUUUCCAGUCCAAAACAAGGUUACUAUGAUCCGGAUACCAUACACAUCAAAGAUGAAGAACUUCUCAGACGAUUAGAUAAAUUUGCCGGUGAUUUAGACUUUGCUUGUCCAACUUUAAAUUUUGCUGAACAAGUUGCUAGACUACCAGAUGCUAAAGUAUUCCUAUAUCAUUUUAAUAAACGUACUGAAUCACUUCCUAUGCCUACAUGGACAGGUGUUAUGCAUGGCUAUGAAAUUGAAUAUAUUUUUGGUAUACCACAUGAUCCGGAAUUUUCAAAACAAUUUUAUAAUUUUACAGAUCCUGAAAAGAAAUUCAGUUCCAGAAUGAUGAAAAUGUGGACUAAUUUUGCUAAAACUGGACAUCCAUCUAAAAGUGAUGAUGGUCACGUGUCUAUACCAGAAUGGCCUUUGUUUCGUCGUACUGAUGGAUUUAUAUCAAGCGACCCUGAUCACUUGAUUCUAGAAAAUGAGACUAAACUCGGCAGUGGAUUACACCGUGAUCGCUGUGCGUUUUGGUUACAUGAAAUGAAAGACAUGACAGAUAUAUUAAACGAUACAUGUGAAUGUUCUAGUGGAAUAAAACCAACUGGAAGUUAUCUAUUCAUCAUUGGAUUAUGGUUACUUCUUUUCAUUGGAUAUUUAUAAAGUAGUUUUUAUAUUGAUGAGCAUGUUUAUUUUUUUCUUUUUCUUGCUGUUCUUGUCGUUGUUGUUGUUGUUGCUGUUGUGGGAGACAGUUUGCAACGACAAUGAACAGAAGAGAUUGUUUUAAAUUUAUUCAAAUUAGUGGAAUUAAAAUUGAAUUGGUGAUAGUUGAGCAACUUCUUCUUUUUCAUCUUCUUCCUCUUCUUCUUCUUCUUCUUCUUCUUCUUCUUCUCUUACCGAAUUUGACAUAUAUAUUCAUAGAUGAAUAGAUAGAUAGAUAUAUCUCUUCUUUCAUGGUAAUUCAAAUAAGCAUCUCAGUUUAUUCAAUAGAGUUUUGUUUGUUUGUUGGUUAGUUCUACACUUUUACUAUAGCGGAGUUCAUUGUAUACACGUUCAUAUUACAUCUAGUGUAUUGUUUACAUUUCUCAUGAUCAAUAUUGUAAAGUUAAUUCAUAAAAAUGUUCCAUUGUUCCAUAGAUAUUUACCUCUGUUAAUUUCUCUGUUGUUUUUCUUUUGUUUGCAUAAAUCUAUACUUUGUAUAAAAACAAACAAACAAACAAUCGAUAAAACUCUUACACUUAUUUACUUACUUAUAUAUCUGUUACCUUUCGUGGGGGGGGGAGAGUACAGUUUGCCCAGCAACUAACACAUCAUAUACAUUUCAUAUAUUGUGUAGUAACUAUCUCAGUUUUUAUAAAAAUGAUUUCACAGAUUUAGAAUGUAAAAAACAAAUCAGUAUUAUUUUAAUUUUUUUUCCCUUUCAAAUUACCAUUAACCGACUAAAUUGAUUUUAUAUUUAAAUAUUGUAGACUUUCUAACAUAAAGUUAAAGCCUAUUCAGUGUCUUGUUCUCCUGUGAUGCAGAAUUGAGCUAUACUGUUUGAGUUGUCAUGUAAAAGUCUGUAUGGUGCCUGGUUCUUUUGAAUACCAAUGUAAAAUUACCCUGGCCCAUAUGGGUAUAUUAUAUAACUAGACAUUUGAACUAAUUUGUUGUUUUUUUUUUUGUGUGCUCAGUUUUGUUGUUUUGUUGCUUGUUUUAUUCACUACUAAUAACUAACUACUAACACAUGGUAACAAUGAAUAUUGUUAAUUCUAUUCUUGUUCAAUGAAAUAAAAUAAGAAGUUUAUUAAUUAAUUCA